Molecule: messenger RNA, 1706 nt
Organism: Lethenteron reissneri (Far Eastern brook lamprey)
Lineage: Eukaryota; Metazoa; Chordata; Hyperoartia; Petromyzontiformes; Petromyzontidae
Gene: HSF2BP
Product: heat shock transcription factor 2 binding protein
Cellular component (GO): cytosol
Source: RefSeq, a predicted model, not a curated record
CCUACAAAAUCCCAUCUUAGGCGAGAAACACAAACAAAUAGUUAUAAAUAUGUAUAAACAAAUACAAAUAUUUAUAAACAAAUAUAUAUAAAUAAAUAUUCAUAAGCAAAUAUUUAUAAACAAAUAUAUAAACAAAUAUUUAUAAUAUAUAUAAUUAUAUAUUUGCCAUAUUUAAACAGCUGUCCACGCCGUAUGGACCUGCAAACUCAAUCUCCCUGUACAAGAACACACACUUGGGGUUAAACCGCAUUGGUUGGAUCUAAUCUAGAUUUAAAGUUUAGUUAUAAGUAGUUAUAAGUAGAUAUAAGUAGUUAUAAGUAGAUAUAAGUAGUUAUAAGUAAUAACCGUGACUUUACCGAAAGAAACCAAAGACUACGCCAUUGGUUGGACAACUGUGGGAAGGUGUCGUGUGUGGGAUCAUUUGACCAUACUUCUCCACACUAUUGUCAGUGAGGGGGACCUGGGCCUUCGUGUCUCUGCUCCAUGGCCCAUCAUCAUCAGGCAACGAUAUUCGUCAAGGUGCAACAGCAGAAGCUGCAGAAGCUGGUGGCAGAAACCAUGCAGUUGAAGGCAUUGCUGCCCAAGGUGGUGCAUGGUGACAUCCUGCAGGCCACCACCAAGCUGGGACACCUUGAGAUGGUUUUGGAAGAUAGAGACAAGGAAGUGGAGAAACUGCGUGUGGAUUGUGAGCACCUUCGAGCAAAGUUGGACAUUGCAUUAGGGGACUGUCAAAAGGAGAAGGAGGACAAGUUGCAGGCCCGGCGACAGCUGUCUGAUGCACAGCGGCAGCUGGAGCAGCAAGCGGAUUUCUGCACGUCUCUGGGAGCGGUCGUGUGCACGCUUCUCUGGAGGGUUUCUCGCUCCGAGGCCAGCGUACAGUCAAUCCUUGUGGGGUGCAAGGUAAAAGAGUUCUUCACCCUCGCCAGCCAAACAGUGGAGAGCUACGUGAAAUCAUUGCCUGGCGACUUUAAGACUGAAGAUGGAGAGGAAAGCCAGUUUGUCUUGGCAAUGGCUGGCAUUGUUACAAAUAUUGCAGCCACUGCCUGCGGUCGGGAAUACUUGAUGAGCAUGCCUGGAGGGAAGACCAUUUUGGAUGUCUUUCUGCAGAUAUUAAUGGAGCUUUCAACCGGCCAGUGCAUCAAAUUCAAAACCCUCAUUUUAAUGACACUGUAUAAUGUCAGCAUCAACACUAGUGGACUCCAGUACCUGGCAGAAAAACAAGGGAUGGUCAAACUCCUGUGUUGGCUUUUAGAAGGUGAGCAGGAUGCAGAGCUACGUUGUCAGGCACUGCGCCUCAUCCAGUCCCUGCUGCUAGAGCCCGGCACCAGCCAGGAAGUGGCAGAUGGUGUGCGGGCCUGCUUGCCAGAGCACUUCCUGCAGUCCCUGUUGGCCAACCGGCACGUUGAGCUUCGUGACGCCGCGAAGGAGCUCCACGAAGACCUCCAGGCCAUCCACAUUAAGGGCUAGACUUUUGUUCAGGAGCCCACAGUAAUAUCCAGUUAUCUGACUAUUAGAUUAUUUGUUGGGAAAAUAAACUGCAUGGUCUUAAAGUAUAAAGCCAAGGUCUGAAGCACACAGACGUUUUUGAAAACGGUUCAAAAGGAAAAAAAAUCUGAAUUGUUGAUUCAUCAUUUUGUGUUCAGCAACUGAGGAAAAUUGACGAACUGGCAGUGGAUUGGUAUUAAACUUGGAUGACAUGUUUUUCU